Tribolium madens (black flour beetle) is the source of this 1758-nucleotide messenger RNA. RefSeq names its product transmembrane protease serine 9-like. Gene Ontology annotation, biological process: proteolysis. The transcript is spliced from 14 exons. Gene Ontology annotation, molecular function: serine-type endopeptidase activity. Bases 74 to 1705 code for a protein of 543 amino acids. The record is from RefSeq and is a predicted model, not a curated record. NCBI's taxonomy places the organism in Eukaryota, Metazoa, Arthropoda, Insecta, Coleoptera, Tenebrionidae.
AAAAGUAAUAAAAUGUGAUAAAACGAUAGUAAUUGAAGUAGCUUCUGUUAGACAUUUUGUAAAGUGAAUUAAAAUGAAUACUUUUAAAAUAUUCCCAUUUCUAAUUCUAUGUAUUUUUAAUGUGGUCUUCUCUUCACCUCAGCUUCCAAAUAACAAGUCUGUUAGAAUAGUAGGUGGAGACACCGCAUACGCUGGACAAUUUCCGUUUUCUGCCGCCAUUUACGUGCAAACUACCUCUAGUUCUAUCUUUUGUGGGGGAGCUCUCAUUGACCACCAAUGGAUUCUAACAGCAGCCUAUUGUGUAGACGGAGCUACUCUUUUCACAAUUCGACUGGGAUCAAACAGUUUAUCCAACAGUGAUCCCAAUCGUCAAACUUUUGCUAGUUCUCACUAUGUGGUUCAUCCAAAUUACAAUCCUACCACACUUGAAAAUAAUAUUGCCCUAAUUCAGCUUCGACAACCUCUACAAUACUCAGAUUACAUAAAACCCAUAACACUGACAAAUCGCGAUAUCCCAUUGUAUGACCAUUUGACUGCAAUAGGUUGGGGCCAAACCAGUGAUUCCGAAAGUGGUCUUUCUGAUGACUUGCAAUAUGUUAGUUUGAUUACCAUCACCAACGAAGAGUGCAAAAACGUUUUCGGAUACCAAAUCAGCAGUGAUAUGGUUUGUGCUACCGGUAAUUACAUUGAAGGAACUUGUCUUGGUGACAUUGGAAGUCCUUUGAUUGAGCAUAUUUACAGUCCUCAAUCGGUGCGGCAUGCUGGGGUGUCGAGUUUUAUUAGUGGAAAUGGAUGCGAUCAACCGCAUCCUUCAGGAUACACAAGGACGUAUUUGUACCUAGACUGGAUCGCAAAUGUAACCAAAGGGACUUUUACCCAAAAAAUAAAAAUUACCUCAAACACCAAGAUGGUCUUUCUUGCGUUAUUAUUUUUAUCAAUUUUCACUAUAUUGAGCGCAGAGAAAAUUCAUUCUGGAGAACUUAGGUACCCUUCUGGUCGUAUUAUACAUGGUGAAACUGCUGACGUAGGGGAAUUCCCAUUUGUAGCAGCCAUCACGGUUCAAACAGCUAACAGCAAGCAUUUUUGUGGAGGUUCCCUCAUCGACAAAGAAUGGAUUUUAACAUCGGGGAGUUGUGUGGACAAUGCUUUAAUAUUCACUAUUCGUUUGGGGACAGUUCGAUUAGAAUCAGAAGACUCAAAUGUUCUUAUUUUAUCUACAAGCGAGUAUGUUUUACAUCCGGAAUACAAUCCUGAGACUUUGGAAAAUGACAUUGGGCUAAUUCGCCUUCGAAUGGCCAUAACUUUUACAAUAUACAUAAACCCUGUAUAUCUACCAAAAGAAGAAUUAGAAGAUUACACUACUGUAACGGCUCUUGGUUGGGGUCAAAUCAGCGACUCCAAUCCGGAAUAUUCUAACCGUCUAGAGUACGUAGAAAUGUCAGUUAUAUCUAACUUAGCGUGUAGGUUAACUUUCGGUAACCAAAUCAAAGACACAAUGGUUUGUGCCAGUGGUAAUUACAAUGAAGGAAUUUGUCUUGGCGACAACGGUGGUCCUCUAAUUGCACAUAAAGACAACACAAAGUAUUGGACUCUUGGCGGAAUCGCAAGUUUUUAUAGCGGAAAUGGGUGCGAAAGUACAGAUCCGUCAGGAUUUACACGGACAUACUCUUAUCUUGAUUGGAUUAAAAAUGUCACAAACAUCUAGACAACAAUUAUUUUUAUCUGUGAAUUGUUGGAAAUAAAAAUAUUUUAAAUUUU